AUGAAGAGGCGAAGAGAAAUGGAGAGUGGUUCAGAGAUAAGGUCUGCCAUUGAAGAGCUAUCCAUGGUGGUGGUCAAAGUUAUACCUGGUGGCGAUGAUCAGAGUGUUGCCCAUAUCCCCGCCAAGCCUUUUCUAUCGCUCUGCGACUUGAUCAUUCAAGUUCUUGAUAAGAUAGGGCCAACACUGACUGUGCUGAGACAAGACAUACAUCAAAACAUACAGAGAUUGGAAAAGUUUCAAGAAUCUGAUCCUGCACUAUACUCAAAUAUGGUUGAGAUUUUGAAGAAAGAGACCAGUGAAGGUAAUGCAAGAAAAAGAACCAGCUGUAGUAGUGCCAUUGUUUGGCUUACAAGAUCCAUGGACUUCACAGUAGCUUUGUUGCAAUUAUUAGUGAAGGAUUUUGACCUAAAUAUGGAACAAGCAGUGCAAGAGUCAUACAACAUCACUCUAAAACCAUGGCAUGGAUGGAUUUGUUCCACUGCUUACAGAGUAGCACUUAAACUAUUGCCUGAUAACAAAACUUUAGUUUCCACCCUCAUGGCCAAAGAUGAAGACUAUGAAAAACUCAAAGGGGAAAUGCAAGCACUGAUUUCAUUAAUUGUACCUCUCCUAGAAGAUAUCCACUCUAUUCUGAGAACAUAUGGCUUGGAUAGGUUGAAGUCUAUUUGA
Messenger RNA from Ilex paraguariensis (yerba mate), 669 nucleotides. Lineage: Eukaryota; Viridiplantae; Streptophyta; Magnoliopsida; Aquifoliales; Aquifoliaceae. The record is from the annotation of a GenBank genome assembly.